Neltuma alba is the source of this 3537-nucleotide messenger RNA. Its product is annotated as protein QUIRKY-like. The transcript has 2 exons. The record is from RefSeq and is a predicted model, not a curated record. NCBI's taxonomy places the organism in Eukaryota, Viridiplantae, Streptophyta, Magnoliopsida, Fabales, Fabaceae. The coding region runs from base 110 to 2737 and encodes 875 amino acids.
UGCUCUCUCUCUCUCUCUCUCUUCCCUGCCUCUAUCAACGGCCACCGUUAUUAGCUGCAAUUUCAAGCUCACCGGAAACAGAAUCUGAUCCCGUUAACAACAUGAGAACAUGACGACGCCGAUGCAGCCUCCACCGCUUGGUCCGGGAUUUGUCAGAAAGCUUAUCGUUGAAGUAGUGGAAGCGCGCAAUCUCCUUCCCAAGGAUGGCCAGGGAAGCUCCAGCCCUUACGUCGUCGCUGACUUUGAUGGACACAGGAAAAGGACCAGUUCCCGGUACAAGGACCUUAACCCGGUUUGGAACGAGGUUCUUGAGUUCAUUGUAUCUGACCCCCAUAACAUGGAGUUCGAAGAGCUAAAUAUUGAGGUCAACAAUGACAAGAAGUUUGGAAAUGGAAGUGGCCGGAAAAAUCACUUCCUAGGCAGGGUGAGGCUGUACGGAACUCAAUUCUCCAGGAGAGGGGAUGAAGGUUUGGUGUACUAUACGCUGGAGAAGAGGAGCGUGUUUAAUUGGGUUAGGGGCGAAAUAGGCCUUAAGAUUUAUUACUAUGAUGAGAUGAUGGAGGAAGAAGGACCGCCUCCGCAGCCAGAGCAGGAGCCACAGCAGCAGCAAGCUCCAGAGCAUGAGGGUCCGGGCGUAGUAGUUGAGGAAGGAGGAGCGUUUGAGGUCCAAGGCCCGCCGGAGCAUUGCGUACCUGGAGUCCCUCAUUCACCGCAUGUUGUGGUUAUUGAAGAAUCGCCACCGCCGGUGGUCCAUGUACCGCAGGAUCAACCUAUGCCGGAAAUGGCAGGACAACCACCACCUGUAUCGGGAAUACCCCCUCCAGAGGUCCGAAGAAUGCAGUCAGGAAGAAUACCGGGAGGGGAGAGAGUUAGGAUUUUGAAAAGGCCCAAUGGAGAUUACUCGCCAAAAGUGAUCUCUAAAAAGCCCACCGGCGUCGAUUCUGAGAGAGUUCACCCCUAUGAGCUGGUGGAGCCGAUGCAAUACCUGUUUGUCAAAAUCGUCAAGGCUCGUGGGUUGGCCCCGAAUGAGAGUCCAUAUGUGAAGAUUCGAGGGUCAUCGGGUCCCUUGCUCACAUCAAAACCUGCGCAAUACCGUCCAAAUGAGCCCAAUGACUCGCCGGAGUGGAACCAGGUUUUCGCUCUCGGACACAAGGCUGACACAGCGAGCACGACAUUGGAGAUCUCGGUUUGGGAUUAUCCAACCGAGCAAUUUUUGGGCGGUGUUUGCUUUGAUCUCUCCGACGUACCUGUACGAGACCCUCCUGAUAGUCCAUUGGCUCCGCAAUGGUACCGCCUUGAAGGUGGUGCCGUAGAACAAAAUUCAGGCAGAGUUUCAGGUGAUAUUCAACUUGCCGUCUGGAUUGGUACACAAGCAGAUGAAGCAUUCCCGGAGGCAUGGAGCUCCGACGUACCAGACGUGGCAUACACACGCUCUAAAGUAUACCAGUCGCCUAAGCUUUGGUACUUGCGUGUGAACAUCAUUGAAGCUCAAGACCUCAACAUCCCUCCGAAUCUACCCCCAUUAACGGCGCCGGAGAUUCGAAUAAAAGUACAGUUAGGAUUCCAAAGCCAACGAACAAGGCGAGGGUGCAUGAACAACCACAGCCUAUCAAUCCAUUGGAACGAAGACCUGCUCUUUGUGGCCGGCGAGCCUCUCGAAGAAGAUCCCAUGAUCCUGCUAGUAGAAGACCGUACGACCAGGGAGGCCGCGAUCCUGGGACACAUCGUAAUCCCACUGACUUCCAUUGAGCAACGAAUCGACGAGCGCCACGUGGCUUCGAAAUGGUUCUCCCUUGAUGGUCUUAACGGGUGUGGCCCCUACAGCGGCCGAGUCCACCUGAGACUAUGCUUGGAAGGAGGCUAUCACGUGCUGGACGAAGCGGCACACGUAUGCAGUGACUUCCGGGCGACGGCGAAACAGCUGUGGAAGCCGCCCAUCGGAAUUCUUGAACUCGGAAUCUUAGGGGCGCGCAGUCUCAUUCCCAUGAAACCCAGACCAGGAGGAAAGGGGUCCACCGAUGCUUACUGUGUGGCUAAAUACGGGAAGAAAUGGGUUCGCACUCGAACCAUCACAGACAGCUUUGAUCCACGUUGGAACGAGCAGUACACGUGGCAAGUGUACGACCCAUGUACAGUUUUGACCAUCGGCGUCUUUGACAAUUGGCGAAUGUUUGUUGACGCAUCAGAAGAUAAACCUGACAAUCGCAUUGGGAAGGUUCGAAUACGAGUAUCUACUCUGGAGAGUAAUAAGGUGUACACAAGUUCAUAUCCUCUGUUGGUGUUAUCCCGAUGUGGGUUGAAGAAAAUCGGUGAGAUUGAGCUAGCAGUUCGUUUUGCCUGUCCUUCAUUGCUGCCUGAUACAUGUGCACUUUACGGGCAGCCAUUGUUUCCUAGAAUGCAUUAUCUUCGUCCCCUCGGCUUGGCUCAACAGGAGGCACUACGGGGAGCCGCCACAAAGAUGGUGGCGCAGUGGCUCUCGAAGGCGGAGCCACCGCUUGGGCACGAGGUGGUUCGGUACAUGUUGGAUGCGGACUCGCAAACUUGGAGCAUAAGGAAGAGCAAGGCCAAUUGGUGUCGGAUCGUGGCGGUUCUGGCUUGGGCCAUCGGGUUGGCAAAAUGGUUGGACGACAUCAGAAGGUGGAGGAAGCCGGUGACGACUGUUCUGGUCCAUAUUCUAUACCUGACCCAGGAUACCGGCUGGGAUGGAUACCCGAUUGUCACAAGCCGAAACAGUUGACCCGGAUGAGUUAGAUGAGGAAUUUGACACAAUGCCCAGUUCAAGGCCACCUGAUAUAGUUCAGGUGAGAUACGACAGGUUACGCAUGUUGGCUGCUCGGGUCCAAACUGUGUUGGGUGAUUUUGCAGCACAAGGGGAGAGGCUGCAAGCCUUGGUGAGUUGGAGGGAUCCAAGGGCCACGAAGAUAUUCAUUGCAAUGUGUCUGACAAUUACAGUGACAAUGUAUGUGGUUCCACCAAAAAUGGUGGCUGUGGCUUUAGGAUUUUACUACCUGCGACAUCCCAUGUUCAGGGACCCCAUGCCUUCUGCUUCCUUAAACUUUUUCAGGAGACUGCCAAGUCUGUCUGAUCGGCUGAUGUAGAUUGAUUCACAUUACCGUAGGUCUAUUUUUUCAUUUGCUUUUUUUGGGACAAUUUUUCAGACAUCAGAUUUUAAAUAUUGGGGAUGGAUGGUGGGAGUAGGGGUGAGACAACAAUGCAACCAUUUGGCCUUUAAAAAGUUGUCCCCAGUAAUAACAUUGCAUGGACAAUAAAGUGGGUGAUGAAACUCUGAGAGGAAAGUAGCUAGUUGUCAUCAUGUUCUUUUUGCUGUAAUGAACUACAUUUCCUGAUGACCACCAUUCAAAACUUGAAAUAAGAGAUGGGGUAUCGGCUCUUUGAUGGCGAGGAGAAUUUCCUGUCAUCAUGUUUGGGAAAGUAUAUACCUCUGGAUAUGUUGUUUAAGUUCAAUGUGCUUGCGGUUCUGAUAUUUUGCUUUCAUUUGUGAACUGUGGUUCUGAUAUUUUAAUGAUAUCUUGAAUU